CCCGGCGGGGGCGGGGUUGCGGUUGCGCAGUCGUCGCCCAUGUCGGCUCCCUUCGAGGAGCGGAGCGGGGUGGUGCCCUGCGGGACGCCCUGGGGCCGCUGGUACCAGACCCUGGAGGAGGUGUUCAUCGAGGUGCAGGUACCGCCGGGCACCCGCGCUAAGGACGUGCGCUGCAGCCUGCAGAGCCGGCACAUCGCGCUAUCCGUGCGGGACCGGGAGGUGCUGCAGGGGAAACUCUUUGACUCUACGAUCACUGAUGAAGGAACCUGGACGUUAGAAGAUAGGAAGCUGAUACGAAUUGUUCUAAUGAAGACGAAUCGAGAUGCUGGAAAUUGUUGGACAUCACUGUUAGAAGAUGAAUAUGCCGCUGAUCCUUGGGUACAGGACCAGAUGCAACGGAAACUUACACUGGAGCGAUUCCAAAGAGAGAACCCUGGAUUUGAUUUCAGCGGGGCAGAAAUUUCUGGAAAUUACAGCAAAGGAGGACCGGACUUUUCUAGUCUUGAAAAGUAAACUGUUUUUAUCAUUGUUCCUUGAGAGGAAUUACAGAUUACACUUAAGGACUGGAAUCGUGUAACUGGUGAAGACUUCAGCAAUCGGCAAUCUUUUCAGCACAUUGUUGUCAAGUAAUUACUUCAGUGACUAGAAAGAAGGUAUCUUCCAGUAGAACGAAGACAAAGUAACCUACGAUAACUUUCUAAUACUAAGGGACAAACUAUAGAGAAAGCUGUACACAGAAAAAGUAGUAUCUUUAAGCAGUAUGUUGGGUUUGGAUGUUUUGGGGUUUUUUAGAAACACCAUAGCAAACUAGUCAGUUAUGAAUAUACCACUUGUCUUUAUGCAAGAAUAUCUUGUUCACCACUGAAGAAUAGAAGUUAAAAGAAAGAUGUUUAAUAUUUUCUCUUAACUUGCACCGGGAAGGAUAUUAGGAUAGCUACAGUUACACUUUCUGUCUGUAGCAACCCUCUGAGAACUCAUAACUGUCAUUCUAAAAAGUGAUUUAAAUAAAGCAACUACUGCAUCUUGCCUCAAAUAA
Falco peregrinus (peregrine falcon) is the source of this 1036-nucleotide messenger RNA. It is a transcript of the gene NUDCD2, whose product is annotated as NudC domain containing 2. NCBI's taxonomy places the organism in Eukaryota, Metazoa, Chordata, Aves, Falconiformes, Falconidae. Gene Ontology annotation, cellular component: cytoplasm. The transcript has 4 exons. The record is from RefSeq and is a predicted model, not a curated record. Gene Ontology annotation, biological process: protein folding. The coding region runs from base 40 to 513 and encodes 157 amino acids.